Molecule: messenger RNA, 6860 nt
Organism: Neoarius graeffei (lesser salmon catfish)
Lineage: Eukaryota; Metazoa; Chordata; Actinopteri; Siluriformes; Ariidae
Gene: manba
Product: mannosidase, beta A, lysosomal
Biological process (GO): carbohydrate metabolic process; glycoprotein catabolic process
Molecular function (GO): beta-mannosidase activity
Source: RefSeq, a predicted model, not a curated record
AACACCACACCACACGGAUCACAAGUUCACCGUCAACAUUUUCACAUUCACGCUUUUAAUGUUUGCAUUAUUUUCACACUGUCACCGUGAAAUACUGUAACUUGCUGUGCUUAAACACACAGCGCUGCUGCUGGAAUCUGCACAGUCAUUCAUCGGUCAGCUGACUGCGCAUGCGCGUUUUUAACCUCAACCGGAAACUCAGCAAAGUGCUAAAAACUUUUGUGAUUUUACAAGUAAAGCUACUGCACGGUUAGUGCUUUAGUAUCAGACAUGAGCCAUGUGGAACAAGUCUGGACCCUUCUGUGUUUUCCUAGCAUUCUCUGCAGUGUUUCUACACUGUGUGAAGUCUCCCGGUUUGGGAGUGUAUGAGCUGGUUCUGGACGGGACUUGGCACUUACAGAACUCUAAUGGUUCUGUGUCACUUGAGGCUCGAGUACCCGGAUGUGUUCAUACAGCACUGCAGCACCAGCAGCUUACUGAGGAUCCAUACUAUCGGUUUAAUGACCUGGUCUACAGAUGGAUCUCGCUAGAUAACUGGACGUAUACCACUUCGUUCUCUGUGCCUGAUCAUGUCAAAGAGAGUAGGAGAGCUGUUCUCCUAUUUGAAGGUGUGGACACAAUUUCCACUAUAUCUCUAAAUGGAGUCAUCAUCGGAAAGACAGACAACAUGUUCCGGAGAUAUGACUUUGAGGUUACAGGACUACUUAAAGAUGUUAAUGUUCUGGAAGUGUGGCUCAUGUCAGCCGUGACCUAUGCAGCAGAGCGAAGUCAAGCCCACACUUCAUACAAAGUCCCCCCAGAAUGUCCUCCUGCUGUACAGAAAGGAGAGUGUCACGUUAACUUUAUUCGAAAGGCACAGAGCUCAUUUAGUUGGGAUUGGGGGCCAUCUUUUCCCACUCUUGGCGUCUGGAAGGGUGUUCGUCUUCAGUCAUUUAAUACCCUUAGGCUGUUGAGCGUUAUCGCCACUCCAAAAUAUGACUCUGUCCUGUCAUGCUGGACUGUGGAAGCAGAGUUGUACUUUGAUGUUACUGCGGUCUCAGUGGGUGUCAUCCAUGUGUCUAUGCCACAGUUACAGUCCGAGGCAAAAUUUCCUCUUUUUCUCACACCUGAACGAAGCAACACCUCCGUACUCCUUCAGAUCAACCAGAAUGUGACAGUUGAUCUCUGGUGGCCCUUUGGACAUGGACAACAACCACUAAAGGAUCUUGUAAUAGAUAUCAACAUGGAGAAUGGAGAGACAUUUCAUGCAGAGAAACUGGUAGGUUUCCGUACUGUGGAGUUGGUACAGGAACCUAUUCCUGCUUCUCCUGGCCUCAGCUUCUACUUCCGUAUCAACGGGCAACCCAUUUUCCUGAAGGGUUCAAACUGGAUACCAGCUCAUGCCUUCCAGGACCAGAUUACUGCAGUCAAUUUGACUCAACUGCUCGUGUCUGCACAGAUGGCAAACAUGAAUGUUUUGAGAGUAUGGGGUGGUGGAAUCUAUGAACAAGAACUUUUCUAUAUUCUGUGUGAUCAACUAGGCAUCAUGGUUUGGCAAGACUUUAUGUUUGCAUGUGCGCUAUAUCCUACAGAUCAAGAUUUUAUUGACUCGCUGCGAGAAGAGGUCAUUCAACAGGUAAGACGGCUCAAGUCGCACCCCUCCGUGGUCCUCUGGAGUGGAAACAAUGAGAAUGAGGCGGCUAUAGCAGACAACUGGUUUUCUAUUCCUCCUGCUGAGAAGCCUCGCUAUGUGAAGGACUACAUUCAACUGUAUGUGGACAAUAUCAGAGAGAUUGUACUGCUGGAGGACAGCACAAGACCUUUCUUGGUGUCUAGCCCAACCAAUGGUGUGGAGUCUGAGAAAGAAGGCUGGGUGGCCCAGAAGCCCAGUGACACUCAUUAUGGAGAUGUCCACUUCUACAGCUACCUCACUGACUGUUGGAACUGGAGGACAUUUCCCCGUGCACGCUUUGCCUCUGAGUAUGGCUUUCAGUCCUGGCCCUCACUGUCCACCCUCAGUAAGGUGUCAGUUGCUACAGACUGGGAUUUCAACAGCAAGUUCUCAGAACAUCGACAGCACCAUCAAUCUGGAAAUCUGCAGAUGCUUCAGCAAGCAUCACUACAUUACAUCCUUCCCAACAACACAGACCUCAGGCAAAGAUACCGAGACACUAUAUACAUCACCCAGGUCAUGCAGGCAGUGUGUGUAAAAGCGCAGACAGAAUUCUACCGCCGCAGUCAGAGUGACAUUGUUGAGGGUGAAGGGCACACUAUGGGUACCCUCUACUGGCAGCUGAAUGAUAUUUGGCAGGCGCCGUCUUGGUCCUCUAUAGAGUUUGGUGGGAAAUGGAAAAUGCUACACUAUUUUGCCAUCCGUUUCUUCAAUCCACUCAUAGCAGUGGGGGUUGAAGAUAAAGGAGACUUGCUGAUCUAUGCUGUCUCUGAUGGGAACAAAGAUUACACUCUGAAAGUUACUGUGAAAUUAUACCAGUGGACCAGUUUUACUCCACAGUGUUCACUGGAGUCUGAUCAGAUAAUGGUGAAAGGGGGUGGGGUUACAAAGGUGUAUCAGUCUCCAGUCUCGACAGUGCUAACGAAUUGUGGAAAUUGCACUCGGAAAUCAUGUGUAGUCACCUUUGUGCUCAGUGACCCAGAAGGUGUAACAAGUCCCUCCAACCACCUGUUCCUCAGCUCACCAAAAGAUGCUGAAGGCCUCCAAAAACCCAACAUCACGUUCACUGUAAAGGAUACUGGGAGGAGGAUCAUGGUGAAUCUCUAUUGCUCAUCUCCUGCGCUGUUUGUAUGGCUGGAUGUGGACGACAUUCCUGGUUUCUUCGAUGCUAAUGGUUUCUUGAUGGUAUCUGAGAAAUACACUGUGUAUUUCACAAAAUGGGGAGCAGUCACCGUUCAGGAAUUCACUACCAAGCUGCACAUUACUUCCCUCCGAGACAUCUACUGAGUGCAUGUUGUGUUGGUGUGAAUGUCCAGACAUGUAUGCAGUGUGUUUACUGUUGUUCAUUAUUACCUCGCCCGCGACAGAGUAAGCGGGGCGAGGUAUUGUAAUCGGUUUGUUUUAUUUGUGUGUCUGUCUGUUAACAAUCUAGCAUCUACACGGUUGCACCAAUUGAUUUCAAAUUUUCAGGGUAGGUGGGCAAUGGUCCGUAGAUUACCUGAUUAAAUUUUGGGGGUAAUCGGGUCAAGGUCACCGGAAAGGUCAACCUUUUGGUCAAAAUAACAUUUUCAAUUAUAACUCAAAAAUGGUUGUCGAUAGACAAAUGUUUAUUAUAGGAACUCCCAUAUGGCCUUUCAUUUGGCACCAUGAUCUUUGACCUUGAAAGGUCAAACUCAAGGUCAUUGAUUUUCAGAGGGCUGUAACUUGAAACCAGUUGAUAGUAGACAGAUAUUUACCAUUAUCAACUUAUAGGAAGUGCCAUAUGGGCUUUCAUUUGGCACCAUGAUCUUUGACUUUGAGUGACCUUGAAAGGUCAAACUGAAGGUCAUGGGUUUUCAAAGGGCUACAACUUUAAAAUGGUUAAUGAUAGCCAGAUGUUUACCAUCAACAUACAGGACUCCUUAUAUGGGCUUUCAGUUCCUGCCAUGACCUAUGGCUUUGAAAUGUCAAACUCAAGGUCAUGGAUUUUCAUAGGACUAUAACCGGACAGCUGAUGGCUGAGAAAUAUUACCAUUAUCAACAUAUAGGUAUAAAAUAAGUGCUGCUAGGUGAGGUUUGUUUUGCCUGGCAACACUUGUUUUGAAUGCAUUGAUUCUGUACUGUGGGGUAUAGGGGGUAGUGUUGCCACCUCACAGCUCUGGGGUCCCUGUGAGCUCUGGGCUACUGUCUGUGUGGAGUUUCACAUGCGCUCCUGUGUGGAUUUCCUCCAGGUUCUUUGGUUUCCUCCCAUCUCCCAAAAAUACACUGUCAAAUAGGGGUACAGGAGGAGUUCAUAUCUGUCCCCCAGGGUACAAUCUACACUAAUGUACUCCCUAGGAUCGUUAAUGGACCUCAAGGUAGCCAUGUGUACCCUUUGUCGUGUCAAAAAGGUACAUAUACGAGGGCAAGUCAAAAGUUCUAAGACAGAUGCUAUAAUUUCAAAAGGUACGAAAGACAUUCCUCAGAAUUCUACAAAGAAGGAAUUCACCGCUUGCAGAAGUGUUUAGACUUAAGUGGAGGAUAUGUAGAGAAAUAGCUUUAUUUUCAUAAUUUUUUUCUUUUUUUCAAUUAGGACUUUUUGACUUACCCUCGCAUGUUCCCAAGCAGUGUAUAUAAAGGGUACAAGAAGAAGAAGCCUUUAUCACACGUACACUCAAGCACAGACUUAAGAACACAGUGAAAUUCCUCCUCUGGAUUUAACCCAUCUGAAGCAGUGAACACACACAUGCACACUAGGGUUAUGACUGUGAAAGUCUCAUCUCAUUAUCUCUAGCCGCUUUAUCCUGUUCUACAGGGUCGCAGGCAAGCUGGAGCCUAUCCCAGCUGACUACGGGCGAAAGGCGGGGUACACCCUGGACAAGUCGCCAGGUCAUCACAGGGCGACUGUGAAAGUGUUUUUUCAAAAUUUCUACUUUCCUGAUGUUGCAUUUGGUGAACUUUUACUCAUAUAUAACUUUUUUGAAGUUAUUUUUAUUGGGUCAUGCAAAAACCUCCCGCACCCAACAUCACCUCACUUUUGAUAAAUACGUUGCCCGAGCGCGAGAAUCCUGGAUGGAGGGAUGAUUUCAAGUUCCUCUUUGAACUCUGUGAAGCAUACAAGUUUUACCAAAAAGAAGUAAAAUGGCCUCAAAUCAAAUGGUGCAAACUGCCUUCACUUCACAGUGCCAGAUGGAAUUCAAGAGGAAUUUUUGCAUUAAUUGCCUUUUUCCUCCUUUCCAAGUGGAGAGAGAACUUGUAACUCAUUUGCAAUUUCAUUGCAACCACAUGGGCACAGGUCUGGUUUUCUAAUCGGCACUAUUCACAGAAUGUUUACGAUUACCUGCUUUCGGCCAUCUCAGAACUUAAGUGUUCCAAAGCUGUGAAAUGCUUCACCAUUCAUUGGGUAAAGGAACCUUCAUUGCUUGAUGUGCCUCGCUCCAAUAUAGUGGCUGAGCGAGGUGUAAAGCUGAUGGAGCAGAUCCAUGCCACUUGCAAAACUGACAAAUAUCUGAACAGUAAAUUUAUCAACACUAAUUCAGACAUUUGAAACCCUUUGCUGCAGAUCUUCAAUAAUAUAUUAUUUCUAACUUCUGCCAAUGUACUGGUUCGUUUUGAAAAUAUAUUUGGUUUACAGACAAUUCUAUGACUUAAUUUGCUGUUUUAGCAAUGUGAGGCUUUUGUGGGGUUUGCAGGAGUCAUUUUUUGUUGUUUAAAUAGUAAAUUACUUAAGGUGCGGGAGGUUUUUUCAAUGUAUGAACAAAAGUUUAUUUUUGUGAGUUUUAGGCUAAAGUUCAUCAUUUAAACCCACAGGCUUAAAAAUCUAAAAUUAGUCAUAACCCUAAUGCACACGCAAGUGAGUAAUGAGCACACACAUACCCAGAGCAGUGGGCAGCUAUGCUACAGCACCCAGGGAGCAGUUGGGGGUUAGGUGCUUUGCUCAAGGACACUUCAGCCUUACCUCAGGUCAUGGCUGCCCCAUGUUAGAACUUUGAACUGUGGGGGAAACCAGAGCACCCGGAGGAAACCCACACAGACACAGGGAGAACAUGCAAACUCCACACAGAAAGGCCCCUGUUGGCUGCUGGACUCAAACCCAGAACCUUCUUGCUGUGAGGUGACCGUGCCAACCACUACACCACUGUGCCACCCGUGGCCUAACUUGGAGCAGGGUGACCAGACAUCCCCAUUUUUAACCAUGAUCGACAGACCCGGAAAAAUACCAGACCAAAACAUCUACCAGAUUUCAGCAGACGCCUUGCGUAUUGUCUUGUGGAUCUCAGGCCGAUAGCAGAGAUGUUCUAGAACACCUCUGGUGAUAGCCUUUCCAGUAUUUUGAUUGGUGGAGCUGAGGAACAUUUUUAGCGGAGCGCAACUGGAGCGGAUUUGGGGGGGGGCACACUAAGUUUGAAAGUUCCUAUUUUUAAAACAUAUUUUUGAUAUGGUAAUUUUCUUUCAGAGAUUUCAUUGACGACGUGUCUCUGACAGCUCAAAAUGCAUCUCUGGGCAUUUAAAAACUGCAGAGCUUCUGGGGGCUUCUGGCAGCCCCCGGACUCCCAGCCUUACUGGGUUGAUGCCCCCUCCCCUUCCCAUUUUCCUGGCUCCGCCCUGCACUAGAAUCUUUGCCUAAACUAAAGUCAUUCAUUCAGCUUUGACAGAUCACUUCAUCUGCUCCUGGACAGGUGAACCAUUGUCUUUUCUUGUAGGCCUAAGUGACAUUGUUUGUCAUCUAUGUUAUUUAGCCUUUAAAUGUGUAAGCUACAGUUUGCAAUAUUGUAUAUGACAUAACAUUGCUUGUCACACUGUAUUGAGAUGUAGCGGUUGACCUAACAAACCGUAGCCUACUGCGGCCAAUGCUAGUAGGAGAAAGCUCGGUGCAGCGCCAGUCAGCCAGCUGAAGUUGUUGCUAGAUGUAGCGUUGCUGUAACAGAAAUCCAGCUGGGGUAAAAUUGUAACAGUUCAACGGCAUAAGCUAACUUGCACACAAAUUGGUGUUAUUCCACAGAGUAGCUGGCUAUGUAAAGCUGUAAGUUUAUGGUAAUGCAACCAAAGUGUUAGUAACUUUUUGUUUAAUUUUUUUUGUGAUGUGUAGCGGACGACGCAUUUUAAUGAAGGCUACUCGUUUAGGCUCGGUCGUCAAUUCAGCUAUGGCUACAAUUUAGGCUAUGGGAGAUCAGGAAUCAUUUGUAUCCUCAAUAAUAAUAAGUGACCAUACCUUAAAAUUGCUUCGAUUGAAGUAAAAUGUUCAUUUAAA